This is a messenger RNA of Diorhabda carinulata, 396 nucleotides long. RefSeq lists its product as uncharacterized. The record is from RefSeq and is a predicted model, not a curated record. NCBI's taxonomy places the organism in Eukaryota, Metazoa, Arthropoda, Insecta, Coleoptera, Chrysomelidae. Bases 29 to 337 code for a protein of 102 amino acids. The transcript has 3 exons.
GUUUGUUGUGAAAUGAGCAUAAUUCAAAAUGAAGGUCCCCUUAGUAUUGUUGGUAGUUGGCAUCUGUGCCGUGUGUCAAGGAGAUUUGAUGUCGGAAAUUGGAAAUAUGGUAAAUUCGACUCUCGGUGAUAUUAUGCCAGGCCAAUGUGUAACAAACUUGACUGAAUGUCUAAAUUCAUCAUUAACAAAUUACCAAUCAACAACGGUGCAGAAUAGAGGAUUGAUCAGGGUGCUGUCAGAAGUUAUAAGUUGCUUAUUCUCAACAUUGCAUUGCUUAUUUUUUGACUUCAGAUCUCUGCUACUUCCAAUUUUUGACAUGACAGAAAUAUUACCAUGAUGAAAUAAAUUUGAAAAAAUGAUACAUAUUUCAUAUGGAAAUAUAUAUAUGGGAAAACA